UAUCAACAAGGCCUAGCUCUCCGAAUCAUCAAAGGCCCCAAAAAUGUCUUCUUCUUCUUCACAGUCGCCGGAGCUGCCAGUGAAACCAGUUCCUGGCGACUGUGGCCAUCACUUCUUUGGUGCAAUUCGAGACCGUUUAGCAUACUUUUAUUAUGAAGGCAGGGACAAGUUCUUUGAGAACCGAAUCCAAAAAUACCAAUCCACAAUCUUCAGAACUAAUAUGCCUCCUGGCCCUUUCAUUUCCUCUUCCCCUCGAGUUAUUUGUCUUCUCGAUGCUAUCUCUUUUCCCGUCCUCUUUGACACUUCAAAAGUCGAAAAACGUGAUGUUCUUGAUGGUACUUACUUGCCUUCUUUGGCCUAUACCGGUGGGCAUCGAGUCUGUGCCUACCUUGACGCUUCCGAGCCAAAGCACAAUUCUCUAAAAUCCUUCUUUUUGUCUACUCUUGCAGCCCGUCGUAAUAAGUUCAUACCGCUCUUUCAAACAGGCUUAUCAGAUCUUUUCGACGAGCUGGAAGCUAAAAUUUCUACCAAAAAAGAAGCAUAUUUUAACACCCUUAGCGAUACCAUGUCUUUCAACUACGUUUUUCACCUUUUCUGUGACAAAAACCCUACUGAAACAAAGAUAGGAUCAAAAGGACCAAAACUUGUUGACAAAUGGUUAUUGUUUCAGCUUGCACCACUUGGAUCACUAGGGUUGUUGCCAAAUCUUCUAUGUUAUUUGGAAGAUUUCUUGUUGCGUACAUUUACUUUCCCAUUUUUUCUAGUUAAAUCUGAUUACAAAAAACUUUACGAUGUCUUUUAUGAGUUCGGGAGCUCAGUCUUGGAUGAAGCUGAAAAUAAGUUCGGGAUUGAAAGAGAUGAAGCUUGUCAUAACCUGGUUUUCCUUGCUGGUUUUAAUGCUUAUGGUGGCAUGAAAGUUCUUUUCCCUGGACUGAUCAAGUGGGUUGCCUUAGCAGGACAAAAGUUGCACAAGAAACUAGCUGAUGAAAUCAGGACCAUUGUCAAAGCUGAAGGUGGGGUCAGUUUAUCUGCCUUGAACAAUAUGGCUUUGACUAAAUCAGUGGUUUAUGAAUUUCUGAGGAUCGAUCCUCCUGUUCCGUUCCAAUACGGCAAAGCUAAGGUUGAUUUGGUAGUCCAAAGCCACGAUGCAGCCUUCGAGAUCAAGAAAGGUGAGAUGAUCUUCGGGUAUCAGCCAUUUGCUACGAAGGAUCCCGAGGUUUUUGAGAAUCCUGACGAGUUUGUGGCAGACAGAUUUCUUGGGGAAGGAAAGAAGCUUUUGAAGUAUGUGUACUGGUCAAACGGGCGUGAGACGGAGGAUUCCACGGCGGAGAACAAGCAAUGUGCCGGGAAAGAUCUGGUGUUGCUGUUGUGUAGAGUAUUGUUGGUGGAGCUUUUCCUUCGUUAUGACACGUUUGAGGUUGAGGUUGGGACGUUUAUGUUCGCAGCAUCAGUGACGUUCAAGUCAUUGACUAAAGCAUCAAGUACUUGACCAGCUAGCCAUGAUAGAUCAUCAUAAAAUUUAGUUAUAUUUGAAGGGUGUUUUCAUCAUCAGCUUCUGAUCCUGUUGAUUUCUCAAUUCUACUGUAUUUCAAUUAUCUCAUGUACCUAUUUGUAAGUAGUUGCUACCAAUACAUCGUUUUAUUAAAAUUGUUUUCUAUAAUUAGAAGAAUAAUGAUAGUACUGCAUGCUGAUAUGAAAUUUGGACAUCAAUUUGAACUUGUUGAUUUUUGGGGGGUUUAUGGAGAGAGGUGGGAGAAGCUUGUAAGAUAACCUUUUCUUGAGCCCCUCAAAAGAGUUGAGUUGUAGCUUUGAGGUGCUUUCCGACGUUAAAUAAUCAAAUAUGCAUUAAGGAGGAGAAUAGAUGAUAUAUUGGAAGCUUAGGUAGAGACUUAGUAGAGAAGAACAGUAAUUUGACCUACAGUUUUGAGCUUUUACCUAAUACUUUAUGACUCGAGUUACUGGUGAUAGUGGUUGUCGUUACCAACUGGUCAAUACGUCAUCAAACUUUGUCUGGGUCCGUAGU
Molecule: messenger RNA, 2023 nt
Organism: Durio zibethinus
Lineage: Eukaryota; Viridiplantae; Streptophyta; Magnoliopsida; Malvales; Malvaceae
Product: allene oxide synthase 3-like
Biological process (GO): sterol metabolic process
Molecular function (GO): heme binding; monooxygenase activity; oxidoreductase activity, acting on paired donors, with incorporation or reduction of molecular oxygen
Source: RefSeq, a predicted model, not a curated record